ACUCGUAGCGUUCUUUUCUCAACGAGCACGUGUGGCGACUGGUAAUGUCCGCAAGAGCAAGAGUGUAGAAUAAUAUGUAACAAUAUGUCGGAAACUUCAGAAGACGAACAAGCGCAUGGGGAAACAACCGAGGAAGAGAUAAGUGAUGAGGAAGAAAUUGAAGAUGACGCAGAAGCUGACGGUGAAAAUGCUGAAGAUCAAGACUCUAGUGACCCUGAUGAAUCCGAAGAAACUGAGGCUCCCAAAUGCGAACAGCUGCAGACCUGGAAAGAACUUGGACUUAACGAAACUUUAUGCAAAGCAUGCGAAGAGCUGAAAUGGAAGGCGCCCUCGAAAAUUCAAAAGGAAGCAAUACCUGUUGCGCUGCAGGGCAAAGACAUCAUUGGCCUGGCGGAAACCGGCUCAGGCAAAACGGGAGCAUUUGCCUUGCCCAUUUUACAUGCAUUGCUCGAGAAUCCACAGCGUUAUUUUGCGCUGGUGCUGACGCCCACGCGUGAAUUGGCUUUUCAAAUAGGUGAACAGUUCGAAGCACUGGGUAGCGGCAUCGGCAUCAAAUGUUGUGUGGUAGUCGGUGGCAUGGAUAUGGUGGCACAGGGCUUGCAGCUGGCAAAGAAACCGCACAUAAUAAUUGCUACGCCCGGGCGUCUGGUGGAUCAUCUGGAGAACCUGAAGGGCUUUAAUUUGAAAGCUAUUAAGUACUUGGUCAUGGACGAGGCGGAUCGCAUACUUAAUAUGGAUUUCGAGGUAGAGCUAGACAAGAUAUUAAAGGUUUUACCGCGCGAGCGUCGCACAUUUCUGUUUAGCGCCACGAUGACGAAGAAGGUUAAAAAGCUACAGCGCGCAUCUCUUAAAGAUCCUGUCAAAGUGGAAGUAUCCAACAAAUACCAAACAGUAGAUCAGCUGCAACAGUACUACAUCUUCAUACCAGUUAAAUACAAGGAUGUGUAUCUCGUGCAUAUACUCAACGAAUUGGCAGGCAACAGCUUCAUGAUCUUUUGCAGCACCUGUAACAAUACUGUUAAGACCGCGCUAAUGCUGCGCGCCCUAGGAUUGGCUGCUAUUCCGCUACAUGGUCAGAUGUCUCAGAAUAAACGUUUAGCUGCUCUGAACAAAUUCAAGGCGAAGAAUCGCUCCAUAUUGAUAUCAACAGAUGUAGCUUCGCGUGGUCUCGACAUUCCUCACGUCGAUGUGGUUGUCAAUUUUGAUAUACCCACGCACAGCAAGGACUAUAUACAUCGCGUUGGGCGCACUGCGCGUGCCGGUCGGUCUGGUCAAGCCAUUACUAUGGUCACUCAGUAUGACAUUGAGCUGUACCAGCGCAUUGAGCAAUUGUUGGGCAAGCAGUUGCCGCUCUACAAAUGCGAGGAGGACGAGGUGAUGGCGCUGCAAGAACGCGUCGCCGAAGCGCAACGCACGGCCAAGCUGGAGCUGAAAGAUCUAGAAGAUAGCAAAGGCUAUAAGGGCAGCAAAGGCAAUAAACGCGCUGCUCCUGGUGAUAUUGAUGACUCCGAGCAGUUUACAGGCGCGCGGAAGCGCAUGAAACCCAUGGGCAAGGGAGCAGCGGGAGGUGGCCGCGGCGGUGGCGGUGCUAAAAAGAACUGGAAUCGGGGCAAAAAGAAAAACUAG
Messenger RNA from Drosophila arizonae, 1626 nucleotides. It is a transcript of the gene pths, whose product is annotated as probable ATP-dependent RNA helicase DDX47. Gene Ontology annotation, molecular function: RNA helicase activity; ATP binding; nucleic acid binding. Lineage: Eukaryota; Metazoa; Arthropoda; Insecta; Diptera; Drosophilidae. The record is from RefSeq and is a predicted model, not a curated record. Gene Ontology annotation, cellular component: cytosol.